Messenger RNA from Dipodomys ordii (Ord's kangaroo rat), 2796 nucleotides. It is a transcript of the gene Tmem184b, whose product is annotated as transmembrane protein 184B. The record is from RefSeq and is a predicted model, not a curated record. Gene Ontology annotation, molecular function: transporter activity. Gene Ontology annotation, biological process: transport. NCBI's taxonomy places the organism in Eukaryota, Metazoa, Chordata, Mammalia, Rodentia, Heteromyidae. The transcript is spliced from 8 exons. The coding region runs from base 60 to 1283 and encodes 407 amino acids.
AGGCUAGCCCAUCUGUCACUCCAAUCGAUUCUCUCAGGGAGCCUCCUAUUGCUGGCACCAUGACAGUGAGGGGCGCUGAGCUGGCCCCAGACCCAGCGUCGCCCACAACCGCAGCAGCUUCGCCCAGCGUUACUGCGACCCCUGAGGGUAGCCCCACAGCCAUGGAGCAGCCUGUGUUCCUGAUGACCACCGCUGCCCAGGCCAUCUCUGGCUUCUUCGUGUGGACGGCCCUGCUCAUCACCUGCCACCAGAUCUACAUGCACCUGCGCUGCUACAGCUGCCCCAACGAGCAGCGCUACAUCGUACGCAUCCUCUUCAUUGUGCCCAUCUACGCCUUCGACUCCUGGCUCAGCCUGCUCUUCUUCACCAACGACCAGUACUACGUGUACUUUGGCACAGUCCGCGACUGCUAUGAGGCCUUGGUCAUCUAUAACUUUCUGAGCCUGUGCUAUGAGUACCUCGGGGGAGAGAGCUCCAUCAUGUCGGAGAUCAGAGGGAAGGCCAUUGAGUCCAGCUGUAUGUACGGCACCUGCUGCCUCUGGGGCAAGACCUACUCCAUUGGAUUCCUGCGCUUCUGCAAACAGGCCACCUUGCAGUUCUGUGUGGUGAAGCCACUCAUGGCCGUCAGUACUGUGGUCCUCCAGGCCUUUGGCAAGUACCGGGAUGGGGACUUUGAUGUCACCAGCGGCUACCUCUAUGUGACCAUCAUCUAUAACAUCUCCGUCAGCCUGGCCCUUUACGCCCUCUUCCUCUUCUACUUCGCCACGCGAGAGCUGCUCAGCCCCUACAGUCCUGUCCUCAAGUUCUUCAUGGUCAAGUCUGUCAUCUUUCUCUCCUUCUGGCAAGGCAUGCUGCUGGCUAUUUUGGAGAAAUGUGGGGCCAUCCCCAAGAUCCACUCAGCCCGCGUGUCGGUGGGUGAGGGCACUGUGGCAGCCGGCUACCAGGACUUCAUCAUCUGUGUGGAGAUGUUCUUUGCUGCCCUGGCCCUGCGGCAUGCCUUCACCUACAAGGUCUACGCUGACAAGAGGCUGGAUGCACAAGGCCGAUGCGCCCCAAUGAAGAGCAUCUCCAGCAGCCUCAAGGAGACCAUGAACCCGCACGACAUCGUGCAGGAUGCCAUCCACAACUUCUCACCCGCAUACCAGCAGUACACACAGCAGUCCACACUAGAGCCUGGGCCCACCUGGCGGGGUGGUGCCCACAGCCUCUCGCGUUCCCACAGCCUCAGCGGUGCCCGAGACAAUGAGAAGACUCUCCUGCUCAGCUCUGACGAUGAGUUCUAGGCAGGGCGCAGGUGGGGAAGGACUGGCGCUGUGCCAGGGGCAGCUGUGCCCUCCCCUGGCCUCACAGACCAGGAGGCAACUGGUGCGGCUUUGCCAUUGCCCUUUAUUUAUUGGACCAGAAACCCUCACAUAUCACUUCCAGAAGAGCAGGCGGAUGAUGCUGCCUGCCUGUGGGACAGCCUGGCUCUCCUGGCCUUCAGGAGUAUGUACACAGACAGGGCCAAGGGCAGAAGACACUGGUCUCGAUGCCACUCACCCGCAGCCUGUCAUGGGCCAAGGCACGCCAGGACCAGCCAUGCUCACAUCCAAAUGUCUGUGUGUGGACCAGUGGCCUCAGUCUUCUAAGCCACUCCCCAGGAGAGCUGAGGCCCUAGGGCCCGGCCCAGCCCCCCAUACCGUGCAAUACCCCAACUGGGCUCUUCCCUACCUGCUCCCCUCCCUUACCCACCUUUGUCCAAUGCUAGAUUUGCCUCUCCAGGCAGGAGGAGGGGGUGUGGACACUCUGGACCCCUCCUCCUGAUCUGGGACUGCCUGGCAUGCUGCAAGGAUCACAGCCAGACCCUGGGGUCCCACUAGAUAGGUCUCAUCCUCCAGGCCCUUUGCUUGGUGAAGCAGGAGGCACUGGGCUCCUGGCUGUCCUCACUGUGGCCACUCUGCCCAACUCCUGGCCUGGCAAGAACGGUCAGCAGCCUGCACUGCCCUAUCUCAUGGGUUCUGCUCUUGAUGGAGUCUGGGGCAGAGCCCCGGCUUCCUGGCUGCUCCUCACUCAGGGGAUGUCGACCCCCCCUCCCCCUUCCUGGUUAGAGCGGUCCUAGCCUCUCCCUGGGGCUGCCCCUUCCUGUUUGCACAGGGAAGGUUUAAAUUUCCACAUUUCACAUCAGCCCCCAGGGAGGCCAGGAGGGAUGGCCAUGCUGCAGGGGGCCAGAGGUGGGAAGGGCGGUCCCAGACGCCUUCCAGGUCCCCUGUCCACACAGGGCCUGGUGUUCUGCCUUGUCUGGCCCCUAGCCCGUCUCUUCUGUGCCUUAGUCACACAUGAAAGCUCCCUUCCUAGCUCCCAGUCUGCCCCAGACAUGCCCUUUGGGUGUCUUGUAGUUGCUGGCACUCAGGAUCCUGCAGCACUGGGCCAGGUGCCCUUGACAGGCCUCAGGAGUGGCUGGGUUCUCCUGUUCCCUCCCGUUGUCCCUUCCACCCCAUAUACCUGGCGCCUCCUUGAAGGCCGGAGUCCCCAGGCAGACAGAGCUUAUGCCAGCCACUGUCCCAGAAAGAGCCCCCAAGGCCCCUGUUCUGCAGGCAGAGUCCUGCAUUUGGGCUGCAGUAGCCUGGAGAAGUGGAUGGAGUAGAGAGAGGAGGCUGCUCCCUGCUUGUGGCCUUCACUAGAAACCUGCUUUUGGUCCCUCCUGGAAUGACCAGGCUCCUGGGAUCUGUGAGGAGGGCCUGUGGGGGCAGUGGCACCUCAGAAGCCUUCUCAGCCUCCUGCCCUCCUUGUAGCCCAGAGGCCAGCUCCAGGCCCCAU